UGCCGCGGCGAGAGGCAGCGACAGCGGCAGCGGCAACGGCAGCACGACGACGACGACGGGCAGCCUGACGUCCGGCCUGAGAGCAGAUUCGGAGAACGUCUGUGUCGUGGUUCGGAGCCAGGAGCGACAGAGUACGUCGAUGACUUUGGUGAACUCGGGAGGGACAUUGUGCGAUUCCGUGUGACCGUGGGGCCAGUGUGUGGUGCGACGGGUCCAGUGUGUUCCGGGACAGUGUCCGGGACUAAGGAACAGGAAGAGACGGUAGCGACGGGCCCGCCGGCCGAGGCGUGCGCCCCAGGAGGCGUCGGCGGCGCCGGCAAACCAAGGGGAACAGUUUUGGGCCCGGCGGAGAAGCUCGAAGCCGUCAAAGUGGCUUCGUCACUGGGCCUCCAGGGGCCUUCAGCGCCGAUAGGGGCCCAACUACUGGCUACUGGCGGUUCGGAGGAUGCAUCGUCCCUGUACCACGCGAAUCUGCUAGCCAGCAGCAACGCGUCCGUGCUCCAGCAGCCCGUUCUAGCCAGCCUGAACACGCCGGCACUGGCCAGCAUGCAGGCCUCUGCGGAGGCCAACUCGCUGGACAUUCAGGCCAUGCAGUCCAUGGACUGGCUGUUCAAGAAGGAGCGUAUAUACCUGCUCGCCCAGUUCUGGCAACAGAGGGCGACACUGGCGGAAAAGGAAGUUUCCGCAUUGAAGGAGCAACUUGCCGCGGCAAAUGAUGGGAAUUCGAAGACUGAGGGACAUAAAUUGUCUCAGACUCCACAGGGAAGUGAUCAGCAGCAGGUACACGAUGCCAGCAAUCCCAGGAGGACGCCGAACAGCAACCUGGAACAGGAAUUGCAAGCGAAGGACAAAGAGGUGAGAGAGAGUCUCGUAUUUUCACGUUUCCAAAAUCUCCCCUUUCUCCAAAUCCAAAUUCGCAGAAUUGAUACCUACGACUAA
Frieseomelitta varia is the source of this 939-nucleotide messenger RNA. RefSeq lists its product as uncharacterized. The annotation marks the transcript as partial. Lineage: Eukaryota; Metazoa; Arthropoda; Insecta; Hymenoptera; Apidae. The transcript is spliced from 2 exons. The record is from RefSeq and is a predicted model, not a curated record.